Molecule: messenger RNA, 1041 nt
Organism: Capsella rubella
Lineage: Eukaryota; Viridiplantae; Streptophyta; Magnoliopsida; Brassicales; Brassicaceae
Product: putative protease Do-like 12, mitochondrial
Exons: 7
Coding region: 1-1041 (346 amino acids)
Biological process (GO): proteolysis
Molecular function (GO): serine-type endopeptidase activity; protein binding
Source: RefSeq, a predicted model, not a curated record
AUGAAUAAUAGUCAAUAUGCUUUUGUGGUCAUGUCCGGUGACACAAUAUGUGUUACAAAAGGUUUUGUAACCGAAGUUUGCACUGAAAUAUACCUUCGAAGUUCCACAAAACUACUGACAAUACAAAUUGAUGGAACUAUUAACGGUGGAAAUAGUGGUGGCCCUGUUAUUACGGGAAACAAAGUCCUUGGUGUAGCAUUACAAAGUUGUAAAAGUGGGAAAAGAAUUGGGACUCACGGUGAUGUAAUCCCAACUCCAAUAAUUAGACAUUUCAUAGCUAGUAGUGCAGAAGAAAGCUCUCAAAACGCCAUUUUUGGCUCACUAAUUCUAUCAUAUCAAUCUCUCGAAAAUGAUCACAUCCGUGAUCAUUUUAAGAUGAGUCCGGAAAUGACAGGAGUUCUUAUAAACAAAAUAAACUCGUCGUCCGGGGCUUACAAAAUUCUGAGAAAGAAUGACAUCAUUCUCGCAAUUGAUGGUGUUCCAAUAGGACUUGAUGGGAAAGGUAAAGAACGAAUAAGUUUCAAUCAUUUGAUCUCUAUGAAGAAACCAUAUGAAAAAAUCUUAGUAAAGGUUUUGAGGAAGGGAAAAGAGCAUGAGUACAAUAUCAGUCUAAAGCCGGUGAAACCACACAUUUCAGUGCAACAAUAUUAUAACAUUCCAAGUUAUUACAUAUUCGGUGGUUUUGUUUUUGUGCCUCUCACUAAAUUGUACAUCGAUGAUUUGAGCUAUAUGUGUGGAUGUGUAUUACAUGAUCAGUACGAAUUUACCGAUGAGCAGCAUGUCAUAAUAUCUCAGGUAAUGUCACAUGACAUUAACCAAGGAUACAGUGAUCUCGAAGAUUUACAGGUGAAAAAAGUUAAUGGAGUGAAAGUAAAGAAUUUGAAACACUUGUGUGAACUAAUAGAAGGAUGUUGUAGAAAAAAUCUGAGGCUGGACUUGGAAGAUGACAAAGUUAUAGUCCUCAACUAUAAAUCUGCUAAAAAGGCAACAUUUGAGAUCUUGGAACGUCACAAUAUAAAGUCGGCUUGGGCCAUUGAGUGA